GAAGAGAAGAGAGUUCAUCAGGAACUACCAGACCACAUUUUUAGGAAUUUAUUUGAUACAGCAACAACCUACUUCCUGCCUCCAUGGACAACGCAACCAGCUUCCCCGUUUCCCCUGCCGGCCCAAACCACAGCAGCAGCUGUUCCCGUGACAACGCAUUGAAGACUGUGGUGUUUCCUGUCCUGUACUCCCUCCUCUUCCUGUUGGGGCUGUCACUCAACAGCCUGGCCGUGUGGGUGUUCCUCCGCACGCCCUCCACCUCCCACUUCAUCAUCUACCUGAAGAACAUCGUGGUGGCGGAUGUGCUCAUGACCUUCACCUUCCCGUUCAAGGUGCUGUCUGAUUCCAACAUGGCGUCCGUGGGCCUAGGUGUGUUUGUGUGCCGUGUCUCCUCCGUGCUGUUUUACCUCACCAUGUACAUCAGCAUCCUGUUCUUCGGCCUUAUCAGUGUCGACCGCUGCCGCAAGACCCUCCAGCCCUUCAGGGGCACCAACGCUGGCCGUCUGGCCUCCAGGAAGCUGCUGUCUGCGGGGAUCUGGGUCACCCUGCUGGGCCUCUGUCUCCCCAACGUGGUCCUGACCAACCGAAGCCCCACCUCAGCGCACUUCAAGUGCAGCGACCUGAAGAGCCGUCCCGGGCUGGUCUGGCACGAGGUGGUCAACCAUGUCUGCCAGGUGAUCUUCUGGGGGAAUCUGGUGACCGUGGUCGUCUGCUACACUCUCAUCACCAAAGAGCUGUACAGCUCGUAUGCCCGGACCAGGGCUUCGCGGCCGGGGCAGGGGGUCCGGCGGACCCCCACGGGCCCUGGGGGUCAGCGCCAGGCUCGGAGGAGGAAGAGCGUGAACGCUAACGUCUUCCUCGUGCUGGCGGUCUUCUUUGUGUGUUUCGUGCCGUUCCACUUCGCCCGCGUGCCGUACACGAUGAGCCAGACCCACGGGCGUCUCUUCCACUGCGGACAGAAGCUGUUCUUCUUCCAGCUGAAGGAGAGCACCCUCUGGCUGUCCUCGCUCAAUUCUCUCCUGGACCCGCUCAUCUACUUCUUCCUGUGUAAGUCCUUCAGGAGCACGCUGUUCCGUACCCUGAGUCUCCCACCCGGGACCUGCGGCUGGCUGACCGGCCGGGCGUCGGACUCGAACACGAGCGCGCUGAGCCCUGUGGGAGGCGCCUGCAGCUGAGUGUGGAACAGAAGGUUCGAAACUGGACUGGGGGGGAAGGUUGUUGCUCGGUGGUUAAGAGCACUUGCCAAGAGAUCGAGAGGUUUCAGGUUAAAACUGUGUAAACCCUGUAGUGUUUAUUGCUUAGGAUUAAAUCGUCCGCUAAGUGAACAUGUUAUUGUAAUCAUUAUUAACAGGUCUAGUGGAGAUGGUCGUUUUUAGCUUUUUAUCCAUCAGGCACCAGAGAAGGAAGUUGGGACAGUUGGUUUACUCUCUUGUGAUCACACUGCCCUCUUGAGGGUGUCUGGGUGAAGUGUUCUGAAACUGAGAAGAAUAUGGCAUACUGAACAUGUGGACACAAACUUUUGUGUUCAACUAAAUGUUGUUUUAGUGUUCGGAGAAGUUGUGUCUGUACUUGUCUUGUGAGCGAAUGAGAGCAACUCUGUCAGACAGCAGCAGAUGCAACCAGAGAAGAAGAUGAAGGAAACUUUCAAAAAACGGUAUUAGUAUGUUUUAACAAACCACUGUCCUUAAAAACUGUCAUUUGCAUAAAUGUACAUUUGAACAAUGA
Molecule: messenger RNA, 1725 nt
Organism: Osmerus eperlanus (European smelt)
Lineage: Eukaryota; Metazoa; Chordata; Actinopteri; Osmeriformes; Osmeridae
Gene: p2ry12
Product: purinergic receptor P2Y12
Exons: 3
Coding region: 84-1175 (363 amino acids)
Biological process (GO): G protein-coupled receptor signaling pathway
Cellular component (GO): membrane
Molecular function (GO): G protein-coupled purinergic nucleotide receptor activity
Source: RefSeq, a predicted model, not a curated record